UUCCUGGACCAAGUAACUGCUGGAAACCUCGGGAUCUUCUGAUGAGAGAACCUCAGGGGUUCAGGAGUAAGCCCCAGCAGAAGACAAGGCAGGCAGGCAGCCAGCCAUCAAAUCCGCUGAUGUGCUUUCAGCGAAGGGAGGGAAGAUCCACGGUCAGGCUAUUUCGCAGCAGCGACUGAAGCAGGCUCCUUUUCCGCUAAGUGCUGUUGAUGUUUGGAGGGAUUUCCAAAGCCGACAUCUUCGGUCGAGUGGUCGAGUGAUGUCGUCGUCUUUGUGAAUCAAGCUCGCUUGUCCGUCGACGAGGGUAGUAGCUCACACGCUCACACCCAUGGCUCCGAUGCUCCAACACUCAAAACACUUUCACGACCUGGCUGCUCCCUCGUCCACCUUCCUGCCGUACUGGCUUCAAGAUCGCUUCAGAGGCUUCUCGAGUUGCCACGAAUCGUUCUAGCGACUGUCGAUAGUGAAAAAUGAAGCGAUAGUGAAAGAGGCAGCGAUUCUGACAGAUAGACUCCCGAAUAAGCUACAGUCACGGCUCAGCAAACCUUCAUGACUAGGCAUGGCUAUAUCGCCACCCGGUGUCACGGGCUUGGCGCCGAGAGUCUUGCUUAGAGCAUCCACUGGUACGACGUUAAGUGCUAGUGCUGAGAGCGGCUUCUCGCUAAGCGUCACUAGGGAAGCUUCCGUAGGAGAGAUCAGUUUCUCGUCGCCGGAUGACUGUAGGGUUGCUCCGCAGAUUUCAGCUACUGCGACCAUCGAUCGUUCCUGGGACACCGUGUUAGACGCUGAGCUGAACGGGUUGCUGCGAAGAAAACACCUUACUGCGUGUAAUGCUUCUGGCUGCGACGGCGACAUGGAGGUCUCAGAUCGCGCGCCGAAAUUCGCGAAGGAAAGUGACGAUGAUGUUUCGCACAAGGCUUGUGCGGAAUCUACAGACGAGGUUGGAGCUAGUGAGAGUUGGAGUCCCUCUGGAGAGUCUGACGGCGAGGAAGGAGCAGGAGCAGAGGCAGCGCCGAGCCGUGGUGCCGUCGAGGCUUCAGGUGAUGGGAGGCAGCAUGAGGAGGAGCUUCGUGUGCCGGAUUCAGUCGAUACCGCUGCUGAGUCUCUGACCGUGGCAGAGAAAGCAGCGAACGCAGAUGAAGCAGAGGAAAGAGAGGAAGCAGCGGAAGAAGAGGAAGCAGAGGAAGAAGAGGAUGCAGAGGAUGCCGGAACAGAGACUCAGGCCGUGCAAUUCGAGCUUGCUUUCAAGAAGAUGUCACUUGACCCCAACGCAGCUGAGUUCACCCCAUCCUUUGCGCCUUGCCCAUCAGCAGCAGCUGCGACGUCAGCACCAUCAGACCACACGCCUGACGCCUCUGCUGCUUCUGCUGGUGUCUCCGCUGCUGGCUCUUCCGCCAAGGUUUAUGCUCCGCCCCCUUCGUUUGCCGCUGAUGCACCAAGUUGCCCCCUCCUCUCCAUCGGCACAAUUCCUGCCGCCAAUCCCAACAGUCCGUUCCCUGCGAUUUCUCAGGUUGUUCCUAUAGGACCGCGGGGGUCCUCUCCCGUGCCUCCACGUGGCAGCAGCCGAUGGGAGAACGCUUGGAGUGGACGCGGGGAGAGAAACUCCCGUGGAAGGCAGAGUGGGGGCAAGAGUGGGGGGCAGAGUGGUGGCAGCAGGAGCAGCAGCUCUGGCAGCAGCAGCAAGCAUGGGAGCGUGGAGGAUGUUAAAGCUUUUCCCAUGAAUGCAUUAGGCGCUUAUCAUGACUCGCGUUUGUCUGGUACCGAUCGUUCUGCUGCUGUUUCGCCUGGUGCUGCUGCUGUUGUCACUGAAUUCGCGGCUGCCUUUCAGCACUCCUUUCAGCACCCUUUUCCUGCUGCUGCACCAUACCAGGUGGCUGCGAUGUACAGCGCUCCUUACAGUCUCGCUAUACAGUAUCAACCCUCACCUUUUCAGCAGCAGCAGCAGCAGCAGCAGCUUCAGAUGCAGCAGCAGCAGCUUCGGAUGCAGCAGCAGCAGCCGCAGGGAGUUGCUCCUACUGAAUACUUCCAGCAGUCACAAGAGCCAGUACAGUCACAGCCAGCACCGAUAUACUCACAUCCGUUUGUGCAUACUAAUCCCUACUUACAUGUACAGCCACAGGCACCUACACUCGCACACAUGGAGCCAUAUCACGGCUUCAGGGCUCCUUAUAUGGGGUAUGGAAUGGGGGAGGAUCUGGUGCCUCCUCCCCCUCCCACGCCCCCCACUCCCAUGGCUACAGCAGAUGACAGGGUCUCUCGAGUGGUCAUGCUCUCUCUGUUGCCAUCACCUGAGCAACUACCUGACUCCGUUCUGGCGCAAGAGAUAGAGAAGACAUGGGGCCCUCUGAGGUACCUCGACCUAUCCCGUCGCAGGGACGGCAUCGCCACAGCACACUUCUUCGACCUGCGCCACGCCAAGGCGGCGCUGCGGGACGUGCAGCAGCAGCACGUGCUGCAGCAGCAGCGCACGCACCACCGCAUCCUCCUGCGCCUGCGCCAGAUGCAGGAAAAUCUCUCCCACCGCCGCCCCCUCCUGGAGAACGUCGUUCAAGACCCCUACCGCCCGCUGCCAAAUGAGCCUGUGCCGCUGAAUGGGCUGGGGAUGGUGGGCGGGUGGGUGGUGUGGGCGCAAGCUGUUGACCCUGAUGGGUGUGGGUGGGAGGGGGAGGUGAAGGGGGGUAGGGGUGGGAGGGAGUUUGGGGGAGGAGGUGGAGAGAGCUGCAGUGCGGUGCAGCAGCGUCACCAGCGACAGAAGUCGCAGUGGCGACCGCAGCAGCAGCAGCAGCUCCAGCACAAGCAUGAAGUGCCAUGGCAGGAGCGCGGAGGGCAAUGGCAUGUGAACCAUGGGUGCCUGGUGGUGUUCAACGUUGAGCCGUCUGUCUCCAUGGACUCGCUGCGAGCACUCUUUGAGACAUGCGGAGACGUCAAGGAGGUCAGGGCUGCUCCUUCCAAGAAGCUUCACCGCUUUGUGGAGUUUUUUGACAUGCGGGCAGCGGCCCAUGCGCUGCAGAAGCUGACCGGGACAGAGCUGGCGGGCAGGCGGAUAAAAGUCGAGUUUGCACGGCACGGAGUCAUGACUGGGUCAGCAGCAGCAGCCGCAGCAGCAGAAGGAGGAUCAGGAGGAGUGGACGCAUGGCAGGGGCGCCUACGGAAGGAAUGGUCCGCGUAUGGGAAACGAGGGGGCACAUCCAGUGCUCGCACUCACAGCGGGAGUGGCAGCAGGGGCGGCAGCAGGGGCAGCAGCAGCUCAUCCAGUCAGGCGUCUUUGACCUCCCCUUCUCAGAAGCCUGCGUCGCCCUCCCAUGCAUCCACUGUGACCAGCUGCUCCUCGCACUCGCCCUCUCAAUCGCCCUCUAAAUCGCCCACACGUGAUUCACCGUCGUUCAAAGACGAGUCAGUCUUGGCGUCGCGUGAGUCAGCCUCGCCCACACGUGAGUCGGAGGCACAAGAGGGAGCCUCUUCAGACCGGGGCCGCACGGAGGGGGCGGCAGAAGGGUUGCUUUGCGAGGCGCCCCAGAAACUGUCUCAGGUCUCGAGAGUUCCAGGGCUCGAGAGCUCUGGUGAUCGGGGCGACACCGACGCACAAGGAUUGCUGCUUUCCGGGGCAGCUCACCGCCUGGGCGGCGCAAGAAAGGACGAAUUGAGUGAGCCGGCAGCUAAAACUUCCAUAUCGUCCAUAGAGGAGGGGUCUGCAGCUGAAGUCGAGCGAGUGCCUGAGGAAUCACCUGAGGAAUCACCUGAGGAAUCACCUGAGGAAUCACCUGAGGAAUCACCUGAGGAAUCAUCUGAGGAAUCACCUGAGGAAUCACCUGAGGAAUCACCUGAGGAGCCAUCUGAGGAGCCAUCUGAGGAGCCAUCUGAGGAGGUACCUGAGAAAACAUCUGCAGACUUAUCUGCCACCUCCUUAGGGGACAGAACUGCAGAAACUGAAUCAGCGGCCGAUCCGCACUCAGCAGCAGCGGCUGUUGCAGCGUGCCCCAGCACGGCAGUGAAUAGCAACCCCAGCAGCAGUACUCCAGUCGGCAGCACACCCAUUAGCAGCACUACUGUUAGCAGCACACCUGUUAGCAGCACUCCCGUUAGCAGCACACCUGUUAGCAGCACUCCCGUUAGCAGCACACCUGUUAGCAGCACUCCCGUUAGCAGCACACCGGUUAGCAGCACUCCCGUUAGCACCACACCUGUUAGCAGCACACCUGUUAGCAGCGCAGCAGCGAGCACCCAGAGCUCGCCAGACACGUGGAGGUCAGACAUGAGCGCUCAGAGCACCACCAGCAGCGGCAGCCGCAUUGGCAGCAGCAGCAGCGGCACCAGCAGCUUUCCCACUGGUUGGCGCUUGCAGGCCUCACCUGUGACCCCUCUGCCGCAUGCUCCCAUUCUCCCUCCACCGGAUCCUGCACACUCGCACUCGCACAGGCAUGGGCACGGGGACGGGCAUGGGCAUGGCAGUGAUGGCAGAGAGAGCGCAGUUGGCAACGGCUACAGCUAUUCCCACCACCCACAAGCGCACUUCUCCCCUGCCGCGCCUGCAGCCACGCCCCCCUGGUUCCACCCUCCGUUCCCCACCGGGCAUACCUUCUUCCCACCGCCCUUCCUCCAACCACUCCAGCCAUUGCACCACCCUGGACACCCACACGCCUCUGAGGCCCCACGCAUCGCCGCUGCUCCUCCCAACCCGAGCCCGAGCCCACCUGGCACGCAUGCCUUUAUCCCGGGUAGCCAGCCCAGGGGCGGUCAGUAUGGGGGGCAGCAUCACAUGCGUGGGACCCACGAGGGGCAACAGCAGCAGCAGCAGCAGCGCUACCACCACCUCCACCACCAUCAUCCCAUGCCCUACGACGCCCAUCACGCCCCUGUGCCUGUGUUUCAGCAGCAUUCCCUUGCUGCGCUCUCUCAAGCCCAAUCUCCCCUUGUGCCUCACGGCGCGCCCUCCUCCAAGCCACAGCUCCAAGUCCAAGGCCCAGCCCCUGCUGUGUACCCCCCGGGCUUCUCAGGGAUGCCGUACCCUUCACCUGGCAGCCUUUACCCCUCGCCUCAUCCCACCUCCUUCCCCUUCCCCUCUGCUGCACCGCUGCUGUUCGCUUCAGGGCAGCCUCACGCGUCUGCCCAUGACUCUGGCGUGCCCCCUCCUCCUUAUGGUCAUCCUCCACCAGCUGCAGUGCCUUCUGGCCAGUCUCCUCUCCCCUCAUUCCCCCCCUCUCUCUCGGCCUCUCCUCUCUUCCCGGGCACACCCACUGCACCCGAGUCGCCUGCUUAUGCUGCUUCCCCUGCUGCUGCCCCUGCCGCCCCUGCUGGGUUUCCCAUGUACGCCUCUGCUGCACCAGCAACAGUGGGUGUGGGGUAUCCUCCAAUAGGAAUCGCCGGAGCGGCAACGGGUUUGUUUCCUCCUGCCCGUCCCGGGCAGAUGCUGAUGAACUGGCAGGGGGCUAUGGGACAUGGCGGCGUGGGAGGGGGCGGAGUGGGAGAAAGGGGGGCCAUGGGCGGAAUGGGGAUGGAAGCGGCAACAGGGGGGGGGAAAGCGAUGGGAGUGGACAGCAGGCGGGGUGGGAUGGAGAGAUGGGGCGGUGGUGCAGUCAUGGGUGGUAAUCUGCAGUACCGACAUGCCCAUGGGCAUGGGCAUGGGCAUGGGCAUGUGUAUGGCCAUAUCCACGUGCAUGGUCAUGCCCACAGGCAUGGAGACUGGCAGCAUGCCAUGGGGGGCGAUGAAGAUGACAUGGCAGAGUUCGCGUUUGUGGAGGAGGCGGCAGCAACAGUGGCCAGGAGGGAGGCAGCCCAGCUGGCUGCCACAUCAGCGGAGAGGACACGUCAGCAUGGAAGGACAGCUGGUGCUUCUGCAGCAGCAGCAGCAGCAGCAGCAGCAGCAGCAGCAGGAGGGGAGAGUGCAGGUACGGGGAAGGCAGAGGGAGGGGCGGAGGUGCAUCACACCCUGACAUGCUUGACGGAUCGAGCGCUGACAGACUCCACUCACUCGAAAAGCACAGGCCCUGCUGGUGUGGGCACGCUUAGGGUGGUGCCUCCCUCGAGUGUCAGCCUGGAGGAGAGCGAAGGGGAAGCGAAGGGAGAAGGCGAGCAGGACAGGCGAGUGGGGGUCGCUUUCCAGCAGGAGAAGCAGCAGAGUACGGCUCAGGUGGAAUCUCAGGAGGAUGGUCAGAUGCUGGGUCAGGUGGCGGGGGUGGCAUCGGGGCGGCGGGACGGCACACGGACAACAGUGAUGGUGCGCAACAUCCCGAACCGCUACAACCAGGCCAUGCUGCUGGCGCUGCUGGACGCGCACUGCCUGCGUUGCAACUCCCAGUCGCAGCGCCGCACAGGGCGGGCCAGGAGUGGCAGUCAUGUUGAUGGUUCUGCUGCUGCUGCUGCUGCUGCCGGUGGUGGCACUGAUGGAAAUGGUAGUGAUGGUGGGGGCCUAGAUGGCAGUGAUUCUGGCAGUGACAGCAGCAGCAGCAGCGGUGGUGGUGGUGGCGUGGCAGAGCAGUGCUGUGAGCCGCUCUCUGCUUAUGACUUCGUGUACCUUCCAAUCGAUUUCAAGAACCGGUGCAACCUUGGGUACGCAUUUGUCAAUUUGACAACGGUGACGGGGGCACUGCGGCUGUUCCGGGCGUUCCACCUGCAGCAGUGGGAGGCCUUCAACUCGCGGAAGGUCUGCCGCGUCUCGUACGCCCGCGUCCAGGGCCGGGCAGCGCUGGAGGAGCAUUUCCGCAACUCUCGCUUCGCAUGCGACACGGAGGAGUUUCUCCCGCUCGUGUUCUCCCCUCCCCGCAACGGCAUUGCCUGCCCUCCCCCAGUCCUUGCUGCCGGCCACAUGGCAGGCCAGCAGGUAACACUGUCUGGUAACCAGCACCUUGCCCUCACAUCCGACCCUAGGUCCCCUCACCGUGAUGUUUUGAACCCAGGGCUGCUGCCUGGCAUGGGUUUCAGAGCACAUUCCUCUGCGACUAGUUCGGUUGUGACUUCAAGGAGUAGCUCUGCCAUUCCUUCUAGGAGCAGUUCUACCAUCCCCUCUAGGACUAGCUCUUCUAUUUCCUCUAGGGCCGGUUCUCCACACUCAACUGGGUAGUAGUGUUUCACCGGAGAUGCUUGAGAGUAUUAGAGUGGCCCUAAGCCUCCUAUUUAUAAUAAUGCCUGACCAAAGCCAACUCGAAUGGGAGGCCAAUAGAAUGGUAAACGUGAC
This is a messenger RNA of Closterium sp. NIES-67, 7171 nucleotides long. The record is from the annotation of a GenBank genome assembly. Lineage: Eukaryota; Viridiplantae; Streptophyta; Zygnematophyceae; Desmidiales; Closteriaceae.